CACGGCCCGAAAUCCCAUUCAAGCAGUUUGCUUGCAAAUGUAAUUAAUAAUUAAUAAUCUAUAGCUCUUUAAAGAGUAAAAACCGUGGAGAAAUUGCGAAAAUUUCGAAGAAAAAAUAAAGCACUCGAUGGUUCUCUCUAAGAAACAUAAUGGCUAUUGAGAUAUUUUUCUUUUGCAUUGUUGGCAUUCUAACGGGAAACAGUAUGUGAUUGGUACAUGCUGGACGGAUACGUUUGCUGCCACCUUUCUGCUUGAAUGGUUCAUGCUCCGCUGUUUGGCGUCAGUUAAAAAGGAUCUUUCAUUUGAGCUCUGCUCUAUGAUAAAAGCUAUGAGUGUCUUUACCAACAAGGCAAAUCCAAUAACUGGUAAAAUGGAGUGGGAGAUGCAUGACGAUGACUAUGACUUCACUCAGGAAAUAGCUCGAUCUUCAUAUGCAGACAUGCUACAUGACACCGAAAGGAAUGUGAAAUACCAAAUUGCCCUUGAAUCUGCUAUCAAGAUUAUGCAUGCCAGUGGAAAACCAGCCCAUGUCUUGGACAUUGGUACAGGAACAGGUUUGCUUGCAAUGAUGGCAGCAAGAGCUGGAGCUGAUACAAUCAUUGCAUGUGAGGCCUUUGAACCUGUGGGGAAAUGUGCAGAGGAAGUCAUAAAAUUAAAUGGAUUUUCUGACCGCAUCAAAGUUAUUUCCAAGAGAUCAACUGCCUUGACUGUUGGUCAAGGUUGUGAUUUGCCACACAGGGCCAACAUACUUGUUACUGAAGUUUUCGACACAGAACUAAUUGGGGAAGGGGCAUAUGCUACUUUCAGCCAUGCUCACAAAGAACUUCUUGAAAAAGAUUGUAUUGUUGUACCAUCUUCGGCUACUGUGUAUGCUCAGGUUGUAGAGAGUGAUUUGGUCUGGAGAUGGAACAGCUUGAGACCACUUCAAGACAAGAAAGACAUUUUGGUUGAGACUCCUACAGAUAUAUUAAGUUGUGCAGGUGCUGCAGCUGUUCAUGACAUUCAGUUGAGUCAAUUAUCUCCAGAUCUGUUCACAACUAUUUUAUCUCCAGAGCCUGUUUUUAGAUUUGACUACUCAGGACGGAGCCCUAUUGUGAAAGAAAGAUCGACAGUACAGGUUCUCAAAGCUGUAAAUAAUGGCUUUGCCCAAGCAGUUUUUAUGUGGUGGGACCUUGUCAUGGACACCAAAGGCGAGGUAAUCCUUAGCUGUGCUCCUUUCUGGGCACAUCCAUCAAAGCCUAAGCACCCAAAUGAAAUUCCUUGGAGAGAUCAUUGGAUGCAGGCUGUAUAUUAUUUGCCAUCUCCAGUACCAGUGAAACAAGGGCAAGAGCUGACACUUAUCAGUUCACAUGAUGAAUAUUCUUUGUGGUUUAAUUUGGGCUUGGACCUGAAAUUAAAAGACAAGGAUUACAUGCGCCCAGUUUGUAUUUGUAGUGCUCAUGCUUCUCUAAGUCGCACCAGAAUUGGACAGAUCAAUGAUGAACAGCGCACUCUGAAAUAUUUGAAAGCAUUAAAAUCUGUUGUUGAUGUGGAAAGUAUUUGUUUGAGUAUUGGUGACUCUUGCUUAAUAGCCCUAGCUGCUGCAAGACUAGGAGCCAAAAAAGUUUAUUGUAUUGAAAGCUGUUCUCUAAUGAAACGAAUUCUAGAAAAUUAUGUUAAGCAUAAUAAGUUAGAUAGCAAAGUUGUUGUUCUGGAUGAGUCUUCUAUUGCAAAAGAUGAUUUAAAGGAAACUUUAACUGAAAAAGUUAAUUUAAUUUUGAGCGAACCAUAUCACAUGUCUAGCAUUCUUCCCUGGGAAAACUUACAUUUUUGGUUCAAGAAAACUGAAAUGAAGGACUUAAUUAGCAAUCACUGUGUAACAUUACCUUCGAAGGGCAAAUUAUUUGGAAUGGCUGUUGAAUUCAAAGACCUAUGGAAAAUUAGAGCUCCUCUUAAAAAUGUGCAAGGUUUUGAAAUGAAAUGCUUUGAUGAACUAGUUGAUGUAUCAAUCAACCGAGUGGACUGCAAGUGGGAAGCUCAACCUCUCUGGGAAUAUCCAUGCACUGCCUUAUCAAAGCCCACUCAACUGUUGGAACUUGACCUAAAUUCUAACAUACCAGAAAACAAAAUCGAAUGUUCCGGAUCAAUGGACAUUUCAGGAUUGGGUGCUUGCAAUGGCAUAGCAUUGUGGAUGGAUUGGGUGCUGGACCGAAAAGAAGAGUGUAUUGUGUCUACUGGUCCGACAGCUGAAGUACAGAUUGAUCAUCAAGUCAGCUGGGAUAUGCACUCUCGUCAAGGUGUUUAUCUUUUUGUAGAAGCCAUCCCUCAGGUGGCUAGUUUCACUUUCUCUACUGUCUUUUGCCCACAAAAUGGGAGCAUUUCUUUUGACUUCAAACCAAAAAAUUUAAAAGGAGUGCAACCAGCUUAGUCAAAUCCACCCUUGGUUGUCAACUUGAAAGAAUAAAUUAAAUUUUUCUGA
Molecule: messenger RNA, 2458 nt
Organism: Frankliniella occidentalis (western flower thrips)
Lineage: Eukaryota; Metazoa; Arthropoda; Insecta; Thysanoptera; Thripidae
Product: protein arginine N-methyltransferase 7-like
Exons: 12
Coding region: 263-2407 (714 amino acids)
Biological process (GO): peptidyl-arginine methylation
Molecular function (GO): protein-arginine omega-N monomethyltransferase activity
Source: RefSeq, a predicted model, not a curated record